AUGUAGAUAAAUGUGAGGAUUUUCUGUAAAUCUCUCUCCUGUUUGCUAAAUCUGUCAGUCACUCUUAAAAUCAGAGCAGAUAGCGCCUACCCAAAUGGAACAAAGUCCACUUUAUUGAAAUGUACUGCUCUGAACAAUCUGCCUGGAAGUAUUACUAUUAUUUUUUAUUUCUUGUUAUCACAGCUAACACUUUCAUUCUCAGACCCUGCACUUAUAAGAAGCAAUGGAAAAAAACAACAACAGUCUUUCAACACAAAUAUUUAAGUGCUACUUUUGUGAUAUCUUAAAGGUUAAGAUUCACACAAUGUCCUACAUUCAUCUCUUCUACCUGGCUCUGUGUCUACUUACCUUAAGCCAUUCUGUAGCUGCUGGUCCAGAGACUCUUUGCGGAGCUGAGUUAGUGGAUGCUCUACAGUUCGUAUGUGGAGACCGGGGCUUCUAUUUCAACAGGCCUCCAGGGUAUGGAUCCAGCUUUCGACGUUCCCAUCACAAAGGAAUAGUGGAUGAGUGUUGCUUUCAAAGCUGUGAUUUAAGAAGGCUAGAGAUGUACUGUGCACCCGCCAAGCCGGCAAAGUCAGCACGUUCUGUGCGUGCUCAGCGUCACACUGAUAUGCCAAAAGCCCAGAAGGAAGUACAUUUGAAGAACGCAAGUCGAGGAAACACGGGAAGCCGCAGCUUCAGGAUUUAAUUCCUGCCACACAGCAUCUUGAAGUAUGAAUGUACCAUCUGCAGGAUACGUUACUGUAACAGAAGAAUCUGAUAAAACAGUGAAGAUUUCACACAUAUCUGAAUCAAUGGGCAUUUUUCCUAUGAACAAUACAAAUGCACAUUCCAAUCUUAGAAUUUCCAGAAACGAAUAUUCCAACUCACAAGGCUGAUUUAAUCCUGUUUAAUCUUUCGUCUGUUUUACAUAUCCUGCACAAACAUUUCUUUUUGAUAGUCUGUGUUCCCAAAAGGUCCAGAAAUUAAUGGCCUUUUGAUGGCUCCAAUUGCACUAAAUUUAAUCAAUGUUCCAUGGAUUCUAGGAGUAUUAUCCAGCAUUGUCCAAGAGAUUUUCUCUAAUUUGCACUUCUAUACAUGCAACAGGCUGUUUAUUUUUCAGUGUCUGAUAACAUUGUUUGCCUGCCCUUCCUAUAUUUGCACAAUUUUUGCCCUUUGGCAAAAUAAAAAAAGCUUUGAAUUUUUAAGCAUUACUAAAUUCCACAUAAUGUAUUAUGCUAUAGUUAAAAUCUUCCCUUAAAUAUGUUUUCUCAUUUCCUUAAAUAUGGAUUGAUAUAAUGAUAACUUCGAGUUCCACAGAUGCCUGCACUAAAAGGAUUAAAUUAA
Molecule: messenger RNA, 1326 nt
Organism: Pelobates fuscus (common spadefoot toad)
Lineage: Eukaryota; Metazoa; Chordata; Amphibia; Anura; Pelobatidae
Gene: IGF1
Product: insulin like growth factor 1
Exons: 4
Coding region: 224-688 (154 amino acids)
Biological process (GO): positive regulation of cell population proliferation; negative regulation of apoptotic process; cell population proliferation
Cellular component (GO): extracellular region
Molecular function (GO): insulin-like growth factor receptor binding; growth factor activity; hormone activity
Source: RefSeq, a predicted model, not a curated record